This is a messenger RNA of Xyrauchen texanus (razorback sucker), 4114 nucleotides long. RefSeq names its product chondroitin sulfate N-acetylgalactosaminyltransferase 1-like. The coding region runs from base 836 to 2578 and encodes 580 amino acids. Gene Ontology annotation, molecular function: glucuronosyl-N-acetylgalactosaminyl-proteoglycan 4-beta-N-acetylgalactosaminyltransferase activity. Gene Ontology annotation, cellular component: Golgi cisterna membrane. The transcript has 8 exons. NCBI's taxonomy places the organism in Eukaryota, Metazoa, Chordata, Actinopteri, Cypriniformes, Catostomidae. The record is from RefSeq and is a predicted model, not a curated record.
CCGCUUCUCCGCACACACUUCACCACAUGCUGUACCAUCACACAUCGCGCUGUUUUGAAGGAGACAGGGCACUGAGACAUGCUGAGACACUGGAGGUAGUUCUUCUUUAUUAUGACGAUGGAUCCAUAAAGAUCAGAAGCAACGGAUGAUGAAACAUACAGAGGACUUAAAAUAGAUUAAGGAAGUCAUUCAGCCCAUCUAAAUACUCAAUGGGAAACUACUUGCUAAUCACUUACUGAUAACAUCAAUGAAGUUCUUGUGCCAAAAAAGUUUUUCUACAUCACUGGAUAGUCAUAUGAAGUUAAAAUUAAUGACUUGCUAAUGAACAGCCUCCAAAGUCAUUUUAACAGAAGCUUAUGGACCAUAGCUAGGGACUUCUAAUGGCUAAACCAUAUUCUGUGAGUUGUUUUCUCUUUUUGGGUCAACGGGAGCACGGUAGAAUGGAGGAUCCAUUCCAGACAUUCUCUCAAGGAUCUGUCAUUCUACCUCCAAAAAGAAUGAGCAAUGUUCGCCAGAUGGAGAUUUGUGCACAUUGCUACUGAACUGCUCCAAUGGUUCGUUGGACAGAGAGCUGAUAGGACCCUGAAGAGGAGGAAGUAACUUGAUGAGGUUGAGGAGCCAGGCUGCAGUUUAAAGAGAGGGUAAAUUGGGAAUGGACAGGACAAGUUUUGAACAAAUAUUGCUUUUUGAGCUGCAGCUGUUAAUAUGAUAAUAUAGUCAACAGACAAAACAGAACCAGUUCUUCCUCUUUUAUAUUAAAGACAUACAGUACACUGGUGGAUUCAACAAAGCUGCUCAGGUGUAGCCAUCUUUUGGCUAAACUUUAGGUAUUUUAAUGAGACACAGAGAUGCACCAACUAUAUUGAACUGUGUCAUCCUUCCUACCUUGUUGUUGAGGUUGUCAGUUAUGAUGCUUCGGAGAGGUCUACUGGCCUGGCUCUCUCGUGUGGGUGUUCUGUUAGUAGUGAUAUGCUGUUGCCUUUCCCUUCUUUAUGUCAUCACUUGUAGUCCCUACGCUGAUGUACCCAUUGCUGGGAAACACUUGCCCAGGGCAGGAGGGAUUGGGAUUGCAGGUGGAUCAAGCCACCCAGGUUGGGUUGGAGAUUCCCCCAUUGGCCCAGCCAGUCGGGAAGUGUUCGAGGCCUUGCUACAAGAGCGAGAAGACCAGCACCGGCAGCAUAUUGCCAGCUUGAAGAAACAAAUUGCUCAACUUAAAGAGGCUCUCCAAGAACGCAGCGAACAACUAAAAGGGGUACAAAACUCUUUAGAGAAGACGGUUGGGAAGGGCACAGGGGGCGAUGUGGCCGACGACCACAAUCAUACUGACCUACAAGAGUUCCUGCGCAGCCAGCUGAGACGGGCCGAGGUACACACUGGCGUACGACUGCCAAGCGAGUACGCCGUGGUGCCCUUUGAGAGCUUUACGCUACAGCGUGUCUACCAGCUGGAAAUGGGGUUGACCCGUCACCCUGAGGAAAAGCCAGUGCGAAAGGAUCGUAAGGACGAGCUGGGCGAGGUGGUGGAGAGUGCACUGCAUUCCCUUAAUGCCCAAAAUCAAGGAGGGGACAAAACGAAAGCCAGCAAAGUCUACACACCAUCUGACUUUAUAGAAGGCAUCGCACGCACAGAAAAGGACAAGGGCACACUGUACGAGCUGACCUUCCAUGGUGAGCAAAAUCAGGAGUUCCGCAGGCUGGUUCUCUUUCGGCCCUUCGGCCCCCUCAUAAAAGUGAAGAGUGAGCUUGUGGAGAUGGCCAACAUGCCCAUUAACAUUGUGGUGCCUCUUUCCCAGAGAGCCGACAAAUUCAGACAGUUCAUGCACAACUUCAGAGAGGUGUGUGUGAAGCAGGACAGGCGGGUGCACCUUACCGUGGUUUACUUUGGAAAGGACCAGAUGAAUGAGGUCAAAGGAACCUUGGAGAACACAUCGAGGGAGCUGAACUUCCAUAACUUCACACUGAUUCAACUGAAUGAAGAGUUUUCUCGGGGUCGAGGGCUGGACGUGGGUGCUCGUGCCUGGAAGAGAGGGAACGUCCUGCUCUUCUUCUGUGAUGUUGAUAUCUUCUUCACACCCGACUUCCUGAACACAUGCCGCCUGAACACCCAGCCUGGAAAGAAAGUAUUUUACCCAGUUCUCUUCAGCCAGUAUAACCCAGCUGUAAUCUACGGCAGCCAUGCUCACAUCCCCCCUGUGGAACAGCAGCUGAUCAUUAAGAAAGACACUGGCUUUUGGAGGGACUUUGGCUUUGGAAUGACCUGCCAAUACAGAUCGGAUUUUAUCAACAUAGGUGGUUUUGAUGUGGACAUUAAAGGCUGGGGUGGCGAGGAUGUCCACCUGUACAGGAAAUACCUCCACAGUAAUCUGCUAGUAGUGCGCGCCCCGUCGCGCAGCCUCUUCCAUCUGUGGCACGAGAAACACUGUGCUGAUGAACUGCCCCCGGACCAGUACAAAAUGUGCAUGCAGUCCAAAGCCAUGAAUGAGGCCUCGCAUGGGCAGCUGGGCAUGCUGCUCUUCCGUCACGAGAUCGAAACACAUCUCCGAAAACAGAAACAAAGAAGCAGAGCUAAAAAAGCUUGAAGCAUGUUACUGUGUCUUUAAUAUUGCAUUUAAAAUAUGCUCUUAAAGGGAUAGUUGUCCCAAAAAUAAAAUUCUGUCAUCAUUAACCAAAUUGAUUUCACAAAAGAAAAUUUUAAAAGCCCUUAACAUUCUGCCUAAUGUCUCCUUUUGUAAUUUUGUGUCAUACGAGUUUGUUUCAACAUGUAAGCGAGUGAAGGAUGACAACAUUUUCAUUUUUGAGUGAGCUAUCCCUUAAAUCAUAGAUGUGAAGAGCCCCCAGGAACACAGCAAGAGGCAGACAAGAUAGUCAAGUGCAGCAGAUGACCUUCAAGUCUUCAUUCUCUUUUGAGUGUUAUAAAAUUAUCCUUUAUUUGCGGUAUUAUCCAGAUGCAGCUCGUGAUGUCUGCAAUACACUUGUGCACUUCAGAGAGAAGUAUCUAUUAUGCUAUUAAUUGGCUGACUUUUGUAAACCUUUCUAUGCUACUGGAGGCAAGACACUAACUAUAAAUGGUAGGGGAGCUUUAGGAGUGUUGGAACACAUUUUGUUUCAACAUCUGUAACUUUGUGUUUUUUUUUUUGUGCUAUGUGUCUCAGACUUUUAAAUAAUGUUACCCAGCCCCAUUUCAUUUCAAGCAUUUUAAUACUGACUGAGUCACCAAAUGUCAGUACACUAUCAUGCAAAAGUGAGAUGUAUAUUCAUCAAUUAUACCAUUUAUGGCAUAGUUUUGGUUAUUUUAGGAGAUGAAAUAACUUCUAUCUCUUAGAUUUAUACAGCAGACGACUAAUUAAAUUGGGCUUGACUUUUCCCCAUGGUGGAAAAUGCAAAGACACAGAAUAAUAGAUAGAUAAUGCCUUAUUACUUAUUUACAUAUAAUAGUUGGUGCAGUUGUUAAUUGUGAACUGAAUUUCUCAGUCAGUGAGAGAAAGAAUAUAAAGAGCCUUAAUGGGUUAAACUGUGCUCACUGUCAAUAUGACGAGUGGUUCAAAGAAGUGCAAUUAUUAUUGCUAUUUUUUGUUUGAACAUGACCCUUCUUUUGAUGUAUUGAUGUGGUGCUAUGUACUGGUGCCGUGUAUUAAAAUGACCUGUGACAGUACAGUCUUACAGGGCAACUUCAAACAAAACAUAUUUAUAACUGCUCAGACAAGCAUUGGAAAACAAAUUUGAUCUGGAUUUUUAAAGAGAUAAAUAACUAUAUAUUUUAUAUUUUGUACAGUAGCCAAAUUAAUUUCUGAGAUGUAAAGAGUAUUAUGGGUACUGAAGAUGAACAGUAUUAGGAGGGUUCAUUUUGAUUGAAUACUUCUGGUGCACAAUUUACAAUCUUCAGAAGUGUCAAGAGGUUUAUUUGUGAGAUAAAUGCAAAGCACACGUUUAGUUUCAAAAUAAUUAUUUAUUUGGGAACAGGAUGCUUUUUAUGAUCCAUUUCACCCCAAAAUGUCAAAUGUUGUAUGUCUAUUUGUGUUCUGAAUCGAAUUUGUUUUGAGACAAACUAGUUCUGAUUUAUUGUAAAUGAAAAUAAUUUAGAAUUUUUGGACAGAGCAGAAUAAAGUGAAGCAAAA